Messenger RNA from Cuscuta campestris, 858 nucleotides. NCBI's taxonomy places the organism in Eukaryota, Viridiplantae, Streptophyta, Magnoliopsida, Solanales, Convolvulaceae. The record is from the annotation of a GenBank genome assembly.
GAUUUGGCCCAGCUGCUACAUUCAUCGGAGGCUCCACGUUUCUCCACAGCGACCGCCGCCGGAAAGCAGCCAUGAUCAUUUCGGAGAAGAACCGCAAGGAGAUCUGCAAGUUCCUCUUCCAAGAGGGAGUGUGCUAUGCGAAAAAGGAUUACAAUUUGCCGAAGCACCCAUUGAUCGAUGUCCCGAACCUCCAGGUGAUUAAGCUCAUGCAGAGCUUCAAGUCGAAGGAGUACGUGAGGGAGACAUUUGCUUGGAUGCACUAUUACUGGUAUCUGACCAACGAUGGAAUUGAAUUUCUGAGGACUUACCUCAAUCUACCCUCUGAGAUUGUUCCGGCCACCCUUAAGAAAUCGGCCAAGCCCAUGGGAAGGCCCAUGGGCCCCGGAGAUCGCCCUCGUGGACCUCCCGGGGACGGUGAGAGGAGAUUUGGGGGUGACAGGGAUGGGUAUCGGGGUGCCCCUAGAGGAGGCCGUCCUGGCGAGUUUGGUGGAGAGAAGGGUGAAGGAGCUCCUGCUAAUUUCCAGCCGUCUUUCAGGGGUGGUAGUGGAAGGCCUGGCUUUGGUCGUGGUGCGGGUGCACCUCCAAGUUCCAGCUUCUCCUAAAUCUUCACUUCACUUCACUUUUUGUUUUGAAUAUCAGAGAUGUGAAACUUUUGUUUUUUGGUAAGAGGAAAUGUCAAGUAUCGUUUGCUCAAGUUUAUCUAUUUGAACGGCGCGUAUUUUCACAAUUUUGUAUGAUUUGUCAAAAUGACUGUCCCGUACUGGUUUUGUUGGUUGGUAUCCUCAUAUUAUUAUGUUUGCUUCCAAUGUCCAAAUUGCUUGUAUAAUUCUAGAACAAGAAGAAAAUACAGGUCUGGAA